Messenger RNA from Sorex araneus (European shrew), 3711 nucleotides. It is a transcript of the gene RBL1, whose product is annotated as RB transcriptional corepressor like 1. Gene Ontology annotation, biological process: negative regulation of G1/S transition of mitotic cell cycle; regulation of transcription by RNA polymerase II; cell differentiation. The record is from RefSeq and is a predicted model, not a curated record. Gene Ontology annotation, cellular component: nucleus; chromatin; transcription regulator complex. Bases 71 to 3262 code for a protein of 1063 amino acids. Gene Ontology annotation, molecular function: RNA polymerase II transcription regulatory region sequence-specific DNA binding. The transcript has 22 exons. NCBI's taxonomy places the organism in Eukaryota, Metazoa, Chordata, Mammalia, Eulipotyphla, Soricidae.
CGCGGCGGGGCGCGAGCGCUGGGCCGAGGGGGUCGCGGAUCGCGCCGCCCGCCGGGCCCGAGGGGCCACGAUGUUCGAGGACGAGGCUCACGCCGACGGGGCGGCGGUGGUCGCGGCGGCCGGGGAGGCGCUCCAGGCGCUGUGCCAGGAGCUGAACCUGGACGAGGGCAGCGCGGCCGAAGCCCUGGACGACUUCACGGCCAUCCGGGGCAACUACAGCCUGGAGGGAGAAGUUAUCCACUGGUUGGCCUGCUCGUUAUAUGUCGCAUGUCGCAAAAGCAUUCUUCCCACAGUUGGAAAGGGAAUCAUGGAAGGAAAUUGUGUUUCACUUACUAGAAUACUACGUUCAGCUAAAUUAAGUUUAAUACAGUUUUUCAAUAAAAUGAAGAAGUGGAUGGACAUGUCAAACCUUUCACAAGAAUUUCGUGAACGUAUAGAAAGGCUAGAAAGAAAUUUUGAGGUAUCUACUGUUAUUUUCAAGAAAUUUGAGCCUAUUUUUUUAGAUAUAUUUCAAAAUCCAUAUGAAGAGACACCAAAAUUACCACGAAGCAGGAAACAGAGGAGGAUUCCUUGCAGUGUUAAGGAUCUCUUCAAUUUUUGUUGGACGCUCUUUGUUUAUACUAAGGGUAAUUUCCGUAUGAUUGGAGAUGAUUUAGUGAAUUCUUAUCAUUUACUUCUGUGCUGCUUGGAUCUGAUUUUUGCUAAUGCCAUUAUAUGUUCAAAUAGACGAGACUUGCUAAAUCCAUCAUUUAAAGGUCUACCGUCUGAUUUUCAUACUGCUGAAUUCAGGGCUUCGGAGGAGCCACCCUGCAUCAUUGCUAUUCUGUGUGAAUUGCAUGAUGGACUACUCGUAGAAGCCAAAGGAAUAAAGGAGCACUACUUUAAACCCUAUAUUUCAAAACUCUUUGACAGGAAGAUUUUAAAAGGAGAAUGCCUCCUGGACCUUUCCAGUUUUACUGAUAAUAAUAAAGCAGUGAACAAGGAAUAUGAAGAAUAUGUUUUAACUGUUGGUGAUUUUGAUGAGAGGAUCUUUUUGGGAGCAGAUGCAGAAGAGGAAAUUGGAACUCCCCGAAAGUUCACCGGUGACACGCCAAUAGGGAAGCUGACAGCACAAGCUAAUGUGGAGUGUAAUCUUCAGCAACAUUUUGAAAAAAAAACAUCAUUUGCACCUUCUACUCCACUGACAGGACGGCGAUAUUUACGAGAAAAAGAAGCCGCUGCUACUCCUGUUGCUUCGGCCACCCAAAGUGUGAGCCGGUUGCAGAGCAUUGUGGCUGGACUGAAAAACGGGCCAAGUGAGCAACUUACAAAUAUUUUUGAGGCUUGCAUGCGUAAUCCUAUGGAAAACAUUAUGAAAAUAGUGAAAGGAAUAGGAGAGACUUUCUGCCAACAUUAUACUCAAGCAACAGAUGAACAGCCAGGAUCUCACAUAGACUUUGCUGUAAAUAGGUUAAAACUUGCAGAAAUUUUGUAUUAUAAGAUAUUAGAGACAGUGAUGGUCCAAGAAACACGAAGACUUCAUGGAAUGGAUAUGUCAGUUCUUUUGGAGCAGGAUAUAUUCCACCGAUCCUUAAUGGCAUGUUGUUUGGAAAUUGUGCUCUUCGCCUAUAGCUCACCUCGUACUUUCCCCUGGAUUAUUGAAGUUCUCGAUUUGCCACCAUUUUACUUUUAUAAGGUUAUUGAAGUGGUGAUUCGCUCAGAGGAGGGACUCUCCAGAGACAUGGUCAAGCAUCUGAACAGUAUUGAAGAACAAAUUUUGGAGAGUUUAGCAUGGAGCCACAAUUCUGCACUGUGGGAGGCUCUUCAGGCUUCUGCAGACAAAGUUCCUACAUGUGAAGAAGUAAUUUUCCCAAGUAACUUUGAAACGGCAAAUGGGGUAAAUGUACAAGGUCAUCUUCCUAUGAUGCCAAUGUCUCCUCUAAUGCAUCCAAGGGUCAAAGAAGUUCGUACUGAUAGUGGGAGUCUUCGAAAAGAUAUGCAACCAUUGUCUCCAAUUUCUGUCCAUGAGCGCUACAGUUCUCCUGCUGCAGGGAGUGCUAAGAGAAGACUUUUUGGGGAAGAACCCCCAAAGGAAAUGCUUAUGGAUAGGAUCAUGACAGAAGGAACAAAAUUGAAAAUUGCUCCUUCAAGCAUUACUGCUGAUAUAUCAAUUUCACCUGGACAGAGUCUUCUGACAAUGGCCACCACCAUAGUAACAGGGACCUCAGGACAAAAAGUCACCAUUCCAUUGCACGGUAUUGCAAAUGAUGCUGGAGAAAUCACACUGAUACCAAUUUCCAUGAAUACAGCCCAGGAAUCGAAAGGCGAGAGUCCUGUAUCUCUUACAGCUCAGUCAUUAAUUGGUGCAUCUCCAAAACAAACUCAGUUAACUAAAGCACAAGAGGUACAUUCAGCUGGAAUAAGCAAACCAAAGAGAACGGGAUCCUUAGCACUGUUUUAUAGAAAGGUCUACCAUUUGGCGAGUGUACGCUUACGUGAUUUAUGUUUAAAACUGGAUGCUUCAAAUGACUUACGAAGGAAAAUAUGGACAUGUUUUGAAUUCACUUUAGUUCAUUGCCCUGAUCUAAUGAAAGACAGACAUUUGGAUCAGCUCCUCCUUUGUGCCUUUUACAUCAUGGCAAAGGUAACAAAAGAAGAAAGAACUUUUCAAGAAAUAAUGAAAAGUUAUAGGAAUCAGCCCCAAGCUAAUAGUCACGUCUAUAGAAGUGUCCUGUUGAAGAGAGAAGCUGUGGCACACAGCACAAACCUGAACAGCGGGUGUGGAGUAACAGGUUGUGACUUAGAAGAUGCUACAAAAACUCCUGACUGUACCAGUGGACCAGUAAAAGAGGAAAGAGGUGAUCUUAUCAAAUUUUACAAUACAAUAUAUGUAGGAAGAGUGAAGUCAUUUGCAUUGAAAUAUGAUUUGUCAAAUCAGGAGCACAUGAUGGAAGCUCCACCACUCUCUCCUUUUCCGUACAUAAAGCAACAGCCAGGCUCACCACGCCGCGUUUCCCAGCAGCACUCCAUCUAUGUUUCUCCACACAAGAAUGGGUCUGGAGUUACACCAAGGAGUGCUCUGCUGUACAAAUUCAAUGGGAGUCCUUCUAAGAGUUUAAAAGAUAUCAACAACAUGAUACGGCAAGGUGAACAGAGAGCCAAGAAGCGAGUAAUCGCCAUUGAUAGUGAUGCCGAAUCUCCUGCCAAACGCCUCUGUCAAGAAAACGAUGAUGUUUUACUUAAACGACUACAGGAUGUUGUCAGUGAAAGAGCAAAUCACUAGGACCUCAUCCUGCUUUUGUGAUAAAAGCACUUUCAGGUUAUUUGCAGGAAGUAUGGGCUUUAUCCUUCAAAACUUUCCAGCCUGAGGAUGGUUAGUAUCCCUGGAUUAAAAAAAAAAAAAAUGACACCAGAAUUCUAUGCUUGGGUCAGGGAGAUGUGGUGGGCCACAAGCAGAGAUGCUUAAGCAUUUUAAUUCCUGGCUCUGUGCUUGGGGACCCCUCCUGGAGGUGCUCAGGGGCCAUGUGGUGCCGGAGAGCAUGCACGCCUGCGUGCAAAGGAUGUGCUCAGACCAUCAAGCUAGUUCUCUCACCAUUAUGUGCUGUUGUGAAAAAUUGUUUUAUUGAGGCACUAUGAGUUACAAUACGUUAAUAAAUGUUUCAGCACACAAUGUUACUGUGCCACACCCGGACCUGGUGGCCACCUCCAGGCCUGUCUUUGGUCUGUCUCUUG